AUGAAUAUCCAUGUCAGUCCUGUGGCAGUUUUGAUCUCUUUGAUCAUUUCCUCGGUCUUUUCAGUGACUUGGGCAGUAAAGACGCCACGAUUACACGAAGAGCCUCAAAGCAGAAUUAUCUUAGGAAAACCCGCCGAAGACGGACCAUUUCCCUUCUACGUCCGUAUAUUCGGAUACGGAGGACCUUGGAGUGAGUUUCCAUUGUUUAUCUGCGGCGGAAGUAUCAUCGAUCCUAGAUGGGUUCUCUCAGCAGGGCAUUGUUACUUUGAAACUACCAACGCGUCUGAACCAGUCACAUAUCACAUAGAGGCUGGAUCUGUAAUAGCAGGACAGCCACGUCAGAGUCAAAUUGUUAUGAUCAAACCCUUCACUUUCGACAAAUACGUUCAUCCCUUAAGAAUUGCACUCGGUUCUUGGGAUGUAGAAUCUUUCGUUGGGGAGGAAAUGAUUGGCAUGGGAAUGGGCCUGACCGCAGACAAUGGAUCAAUAGCUGAUGUUCUAUACUGGACUAAACUUACGGUGAUAGCAAAAGAAGAUUGUCAAGCUCUUUACACAGAAGUAGAGAGUUUUGAUCUGCCUUGGACUUGUUUCUGUGCAGAGGAUCAAAAGCCACCAGUAAGUGCCAUUUGCCAGGGUGAUUCCGGAGGUCCAGUUGUAAUCAUGAUAAAAGGAAAGCCAGUUCAAAUUGGAUUGGUGUCAUUCACAACUGAUAAGGGAUGCGCCUUUCUCCCUCAAGCGUUCACAGACGUGGCAAAGCUUCAUGAUUGGAUUACGCUGACCAUGGCAAAAAACGCAUAA
Phlebotomus argentipes is the source of this 798-nucleotide messenger RNA. RefSeq names its product serine protease 3-like. Lineage: Eukaryota; Metazoa; Arthropoda; Insecta; Diptera; Psychodidae. The coding region runs from base 1 to 798 and encodes 265 amino acids. The transcript is spliced from 3 exons. Gene Ontology annotation, biological process: proteolysis. The record is from RefSeq and is a predicted model, not a curated record. Gene Ontology annotation, molecular function: serine-type endopeptidase activity.